AUGAAUUCCACACAAUUAGAUUACUUUUUUAAUAAAACCCAAACAGAAACAAUUAAUUUAAAAUAUCUAAACUUCAACCAACCUAGUGAACUAGUUAUUGCUGAUUAUCCUAAUUUAAAGGGAAUUGAUGGACGAAGCAUUCCCCACCUCACUCAACUAACCAUCACUAAUUGUCCUCAGUUAGAGAAAAUAAAUAUUGAAGGAUCUAAAAACAAUCAACAAUUAAUCCUCAAUAAUUUACCUAAUUUAAAGAGACUUUUUUGCUCUAGUAAUAACCUAACCACCUUAGAUUUAAAUAAUGGUUUAGAAUAUUUACCGGAGAGUGUUAAAUAUUUUAAAUGUUCAGUAGAUAAAAGAAAAGAGGCUAAAGUAAAAGCUAUUUAUAACUUAUUUGCUGAUGAAAAAGGAGAACAAGAAAAACUAGAAGAGCAACUCAAACUUCUCCAAGAACAAAAAGCCAAAUUAGAAGAAUUAAACCAAAAACUCCUAGAAAGAAUUCCUUUCUUAGAAAAACAAAUCGAAGAAUACGAGUUUUUAAUCAAGGAGCAAAAAACCAAAAUAGUCAAUAAUUAUCUCUUAUCUUUCACCGAAGAAGAAAAAGAUGCUUUGGAAGAAUUAAUUAAAGUUCACAAGAAUUAUUUAGAGGCAAAGAAACAAAAAUCUCCUUCUUUUGGAUUUAAGCAGAAGUAUGACGAGCUUUAUUACCGAUUAGAAAAUAAACUUGAACAAGUCAAAGAAAAAGAACAAGCCUUAGCCAAUGUUUUAUUAAUUAAACAAAACAUAGCUGGAAUUGAAGAGAACAUUAAGUCUGUUCAUCUUACUAUCAGUUCUCCAAAUUAUUAUAAUUAUAUUACCAUGGGCGAUAUCGAAGUAAUGGGAGGUCAUGCUAUGAUUGGCAACACUAUUGGUGAUAAUACUAAUUUAAGCCACAACCAAUAUGCCACUAGAAUUGAAGAAGUAGAAUUGGAAGCCAAAAUCCUCCAACCUACUUACGGCAUUCCUAGUUCGAGUAAACCUUAA
Molecule: messenger RNA, 1020 nt
Organism: Entrophospora sp. SA101
Lineage: Eukaryota; Fungi; Glomeromycota; Glomeromycetes; Entrophosporales; Entrophosporaceae
Source: the annotation of a GenBank genome assembly